Messenger RNA from Daucus carota subsp. sativus, 1168 nucleotides. Its product is annotated as protein TRIGALACTOSYLDIACYLGLYCEROL 1, chloroplastic. The annotation marks the transcript as partial. NCBI's taxonomy places the organism in Eukaryota, Viridiplantae, Streptophyta, Magnoliopsida, Apiales, Apiaceae. The record is from RefSeq and is a predicted model, not a curated record. Gene Ontology annotation, biological process: phospholipid transport. Gene Ontology annotation, cellular component: ATP-binding cassette (ABC) transporter complex. The transcript has a single exon.
ACUAAUGAGUGUCUGAUUGCUGUGCUCAGUGCUCACCGUGGAGGUACCUCUAUCAAACAGGGUGGUUGGAUAAAGUUAAAAUCCCCCAAGUCACUGAGAGUAGGUGAUACCAGAGGAAUCCAAACCUGUAAACUUAAUAUUCCUCUUCGGCCAACAAGGUUAUCUGCAAUCUCCAACGCAGAUGAUGGAAAGCCUGCUUUAUCUGUCGCUGAGGAACAUAUAAUCACAAGCCAAACUUUACAGAAUGAAGCAGAUACAUGGUUAAGUGGAUGGUCACCCCCAAGGCACUUGUGGAGGGCAUUAUCAGUCUUUAUUCUUGCAGGGCAGGUCAUUAUCAGGAUUUUGAAGGGCAAAGUCCACUGGAAGAAUACACUCCAGCAACUGGAAAGAGUCGGUCCAAAAUCAGUUGGAGUCUGUUUGUUAACUGCUACUUUUGUUGGGAUGGCCUUCGCUAUCCAGUUUGUGAGAGAAUUCACAAGACUAGGAUUAAACAGAUCUAUUGGUGGUGUCUUGGCCCUUGCCUUUGCGAGGGAGUUGAGUCCUGUGAUCACAUCAAUAGUCAUUGCAGGGCGUAUUGGCAGUGCAUUUGCUGCAGAGCUGGGAACUAUGCAAGUGUCAGAGCAAACCGACACACUAAGGGUUCUUGGUGCUAAUCCUGUUGAUUACAUGGUGACCCCGAGAGUGAUUGCUUCAUGUAUUACUCUGCCAUUACUUACUCUACUGUGCUUUACAGUAGGAAUGUCAGCAAGUGCUCUCCUCGCUGAUGGUGUUUACGGGAUCAGCAUAAACAUAAUUUUGGAUUCUGCUCGGAGAGCUCUCUCUUCGUGGGAUAUAAUUAGUGCAAUGCUCAAGUCCCUAGUUUUUGGCUUGAUUAUAUCCAUUGUUAGCUGCGGUUGGGGGAUCACUACUUCAGAGGGUGCCAAAGGUGUUGGAGAAUCAACGACUUCUGCUGUUGUAAUUUCUCUCGUCGGUAUCUUCGUUGCUGAUUUUAUCCUCUCUUAUUUCUUCUUCCAGGGAGCAGGAAAUUCAUUAAGGAACGUUGUCUAAAUCAUGAAAUAUGUAUUCUACUACAAAAUUUGUGGUGUUUUACUUUUGUGAACUAUUUUGAAGAAUCCUGUAAUGCAUUUACAGCUAGAGAGUACAUGACUUCUAUUGGCAUUUAGAGUUA